AUGGACUACAAGGAGCCGCCGCCGCGCCCGCCGGUGCAGCUCGCCGGCGCGGCGCGCGACGCGGAGCUCCGCCUCGCCGCGGCGCUGUCCCGCGAGGAGGUCCUCCGCCGGCGCCGGCGCCGCCUGCUGCAGCUCUGCUCCCUCUACCGCGCCCAGUUCUGGGCGCUCGCCGACGAGCUCCCCGCCCGGCACGGCGAGUACUGGUGGGAGCACGGCGCCAGCCCCGCGCUCGACGACGAACCCCCGCGCGCCCGGCUCCCGCCGUCCCUGCCGCUGCUGAAAGGGAAUGGGGCCAGUGCCGCACCGCCGGGGAAUGGGGGCCCCGUUGGGCCGCUCGAGAAUGGCUGCCGCGGUGCGGUCGCUACCCCUGCGGGCGGGAGGGCCGGGUGCGCGGCCUCGAAUUGCGAGGCCAAGGCGAUGCCCCUGUCCCACUACUGCUUCAAUCAUAUCCUCUUGGACCCCAAGCAGCAGCUCUAUCAGCACUGCCCCUUCCCCACUAGGACAAGUGGCGUGCCAAAUGGGGAAGCAAUUUGUGGAAACCCUGUUCUGAGAGGCAUUACUCCACUACGAUGUUCUGAUCAUCAUCCAAAAUCUCCGAAACUCAUCAUAGAAGCUUUGACAAAUGUAGGAAUUGACCUGCCCUUGACAAGUAAGAGUGUUCCAAAAUUGAGUCUCUUGAUUUCUGAAACAAUCCGGGAAAUUCAGAUGAAAAGAAAGCUUUCCAUUUAUGGUGGAAAGACUGCACCUUCUGAUAUGUCAUUGAAAUGAUUUGUUUGGAUCAGCCUGUGAUCUCUUUGUACAUGAUGGCCCUACAAAGAUGGGAGAUGUUUUACUUCAAAAAAAGAUGGGAGAUGUUCCAUUAUAAAUACCAGGUGUCAAUGUUCACCAAAUGUUCAAAAGAAGAAACAAUGAAUUGUUAAACUAUUGGAUAAGUUAUGGUGCAGUGAAGGAAGUUGUGCAAUUUAGAACAAUUGGCUGCUUUUAAGCUACCAUCUUUAAACCUUGAAUAGAAGAAAAAUUUUGGACUGGGCUUUCAACAGCCACAUGAGGAAUGGUAAAUAAAGUUGAAGGAAUUGAAGGGUUGUAUUGAGUCUUGGAUGAUCAGUCAGGCUACCCCAAUGAGCUACAGUUUCCUUCUAUUUAGUCUUCCCUGUGUGGGGAAUGUUCAGCAUGAAAAUUUCUUACAUAUAGUCGUAAAUUGUGGUAGUUGUUAUUAGUUUGGGGUAUAGGUAUUUAUCUUUGGGGCUGCACCCCAGCAUUCGAAAUUAGUGACUGGCAGUCGUUUGGGGCUAUAUCUAGCUUGCAAAAUGUGCAUGCAUCAUGCAUGGUUGAUUGAUUUGUGUUACUUGGGACGUCUGUUCUUGGGUUGUUUUCUUAGUCUAAUGCUCAACUCAUUCCUUGUUCAGUUGCAGCCUGUAUAUUGCUCUAUUGUUUUGGUGCCUAGCUUCUUUUAGCUUGGUGUCAAGACAGCGUAUUCUUGACAUUUAAUAUUAUCACAGCAUCUUCACUCAGUUCA
Messenger RNA from Panicum virgatum (switchgrass), 1516 nucleotides. RefSeq lists its product as uncharacterized. The transcript has 4 exons. The record is from RefSeq and is a predicted model, not a curated record. Lineage: Eukaryota; Viridiplantae; Streptophyta; Magnoliopsida; Poales; Poaceae. Bases 1 to 768 code for a protein of 255 amino acids. Gene Ontology annotation, cellular component: NSL complex.